AUGUCAUCAAGAAGUGGAAAAGUAAUAGUAGCAGGAGUAGCAAUAGCAGCAUCAUGGUGGUUCGGUAUAAACUUUUGGAAACCACUAGUACUAGAACAAUUAGAUAAGGAUGGGAAUUUAAGAAAAGAUUAUAAUUAUGAAAAACCAGAAGAUGAAUUAAAAAAUUGGAAUGAUUUAAAACAAAAAUGGAAAGCUUUUGAAAAUCCUGAAAAAAAUUUUUCUAAAGAUGAUAAAUUAAGUUUAGAACAUUUAAAAGAAAGAUUGGAACAAAAUAAACCUAAAGAUUAG
Lodderomyces jiufengensis is the source of this 288-nucleotide messenger RNA. RefSeq lists its product as uncharacterized. NCBI's taxonomy places the organism in Eukaryota, Fungi, Ascomycota, Pichiomycetes, Serinales, Debaryomycetaceae. The coding region runs from base 1 to 288 and encodes 95 amino acids. The record is from RefSeq and is a predicted model, not a curated record. The transcript is spliced from 2 exons.